Messenger RNA from Oncorhynchus gorbuscha (pink salmon), 975 nucleotides. Its product is annotated as probable E3 ubiquitin-protein ligase HERC1. The record is from RefSeq and is a predicted model, not a curated record. The transcript has 8 exons. Bases 10 to 975 code for a protein of 321 amino acids. Lineage: Eukaryota; Metazoa; Chordata; Actinopteri; Salmoniformes; Salmonidae.
UGUGGUCAGAUGUCCUGCGGGUUCAAGCACUCCGCGGUGGUGACCGCUGAUGGGAGGCUGUUCUCCUUUGGGAACGGGGACUAUGGCAGGCUUGGGCUGGGAAACACCUCCAACAAGAAGCUCCCUGAGAAGGUCACUGCGUUGGAGGGGUACCAGGUUGGACAGGUGGCGUGUGGUCUGAAUCACACCGUAGCCGUCUCCGCCGAUGGAAUGAUGGUCUGGGCCUUCGGAGACGGAGACUACGGGAAACUGGGCCUGGGGAAUUCUACCGCCAAGUCCUCACCUCAGAAGGUGGACGUUCUCUGUGGCCUCGGCAUCAAGAAGGUGUCCUGUGGAACUCAGUUCUCUGUUGCCCUCACUAAAGAUGGCAACGUGUACACGUUCGGACAAGACCGACUGAUAGGGCUGCCGGAAGGCCGGGCCAGGAACCACAACCGUCCCCAGGUGGUGCCAGCUCUGUCUGACGUGUUUAUACAGGAUGUGGCUGUGGGGGCCGAACACACACUGGUCCUGUCCUCCACCGGAGAGGUCUAUACCUGGGGCAGCAACUCAGAGGGACAGUUGGGUCUGGGCCACACCAACCAUGUGAGAGAGCCCACCCUGGUGACAUCACUACAGGGGAAGGACAUUCACCAGGUCUCUGCUGGUCGCUGUCACUCUGCUGCCUGGACCGCUCCGUCUGUCCCUCCCCGGGCUCCGGGUUCCUCCGUACCCCUCCAGCUAGGCCUGCCGUCAGCGGUGCCUCCCCAGUUCAGCUCUCUGAGAGAGGUCAGCAUGGAGGCAGUCCGGGCCAGACUACGUGUUCUUUAUCACUUCUCUGACCUCAUGUACUCAUCAUGGAGAUUACUCAACCUCAGCCCAAACAACCAGCCCCAACAACCAGGUAACCACCCCUCCCUCAACCUCAGCCCCAACAACCACACCUCACACAACCUCAGCCCCAACAACCAGAUUGAGAUGAUGUUCUACAUCUGA